Paramuricea clavata is the source of this 4569-nucleotide messenger RNA. NCBI's taxonomy places the organism in Eukaryota, Metazoa, Cnidaria, Anthozoa, Malacalcyonacea, Plexauridae. The record is from the annotation of a GenBank genome assembly.
AUUGUGAGUAAAUAGCGAGACAGGAAACUUUUGUCUUCAGUGUAGUAUAGUAUUUUCAGACUGGAAGAUUGCUAUUGAAAAAUACUCUUCCAUUUACAACAAAAUAACCAAAAUGGCACUCAUAAAUCCAGCUAUUCUUCUAGAUCCGCCAUGCGAACCCGGCUGUCCAAGAAAACGGAGACGUUUAGAUAAUUUAACUCCUGAAGAGCGUGCGCUUCGAAGGUUUGUAAGAAUGUCGCAAUAACACUAUGAAUUCCUUUUGUUAAUUUUGUUAUUUUCUAAUCGCCGUUUGGAAUGUUGCAACGCUUGCUCUAAUAGAAUGUUUCACUAAUAUUUGAUAUAGAAAAUUGAAGAAUCGCGUCGCUGCUCAGACGGCGAGGGACAGAAAGAAGGCUCGAAUGACUGAACUAGAAGAAUCGUUGGCACUUUUUGAAGAACAGGUUAUUAUCCGAUGCAAAAUUAUAGUUUAAAUUCCUUUAACUUCAGGGUUUUCGGCUUGCAAAAAGACAACAUUGAAUAGCUAGUUGGAAUGUUAUUCUUGUUAGGAUAGAAAGGGAAACCGCUUGCAAUAUAUGAGUGUAGCAACAGCCAACAAUAAAGCUUCUUUAUGAGGCUCAGGUUAACAUCAAACGAAACUAUUUUAAAUACUGACAUUUAGACUUAGAAAAGACGUAUUCAUUAAACAGUCUCCUAGAAUGCUAGUCUGUUUAGAAUAGAUAAGAGGAACCUUGACAAUAUGAACCUCUAAUAUUAAAAGGAUAACUUCGAUCACAUUAUUAUGAAGAUGUCAAUCCAUAGUUAUUAUAAUAGUGAGAGAUUAAACUACUCUACUUUAAAUACUGAAAGAACCACAAUAUUCUAUAACAAAUUGGAAUGCUACUCUCGUUAGAAAAAGCGGAACCUUUUCUUAGUAUUUGCUUCUAGCAACAACUUAACAAAGCUGCUUUAUAUAAUCGUAACAAAACAGAGGCCUUUUAUUAGCCAUUUAUAAUCUCCUACUAUAAAUGUAUAUUAAUAUUUGUUAGUGGCACUCUAUACACUUCCUUUAAUUAAAAUCGAAAGAGACUUUGGACAGAAACGAACCAUUUGGUAUUUAGAAGGCGUAUUUAGUGUACAUUUUUGAACCAGUUAUGAAAAAGAUCGCAACCCGAAAUGGAACAAUUGGAACCUGUAGACUGAAUAGCGCAUUUGAAUACCAUUUAAAUUGUUCCAGCUGUGUUUUGUCCGAAUCUUUUCAAAAUCAACAUUUCAUCAAAUUGUUCCGUUUGCCCUGGAAACGCUAAGAUGUGGGCUGGUUUAUCAAGUGGCUUGCAUUCUUUCAUUUGACGUACGUUGUCUAGUAGCAACGGAAAUAUUCCAGUGGCACUUAGCCUAUCUAAUAUUGGCCAUGCAUAGAAAGAGACCAGCCUAAUGAUAAGAAUUAAUAAUUUACAUCACAACUGUAUUAUCUUUUGGGUAAAGAGAUAUAAAGCAAUCGGUCUGCAUACCAAGUCACACAUGAUCGGCUGAUGACUUUUUAUUCGAAUUAUUAUUCUUGCCAAUUGACCAUUACGAUCCUUUAAAAAGGUUUUCAUGGAUUGAAAUUUCGAAUGAAAAACUAUGUACUAAUUUAAGAACUAAUUUGCGACUAACAUGUAUUGGUAAUGUUCCAUAAUAUCAAGUCGUAAAACCAAGUUUUCUAUACGCUUAUGUCUUAACUGUGUUACAUCAGCUUUGUAUUUGCUCUGCCCCCACAAAAGCAUAAAUUUAUAAACCGAAUUCUAAACACCUACACAAUACAUAUUUGUCUUUAAUUGCAGAAUAAAAAAUUAAUGAAAGAAAACAAGGAUUUAAAAGUACGUGCAUCGACACUGGAAACAGAAAACACGGAUCUCAAGUCACGUCUGGGACUCACACCGCCAUCAUCACCCACAUCAAGCGAGGACACUACACCCUCCCCCCUACCCUCCCCACCUCACUCCCCCUGUCUGGAUGAACCAACAGGAAUUGUGGUGAAGCAAGAAAAGGAAUCAUCUGAGUAUGCAGAACUCAACGUUUCUCAGCAGAAGGAACACUCUCCGAUUCCCUUUCUUUCUCUACUCACGACUACUGUGCUUCUCCAUCUCCUAAGGUAGUGUAUACCGAAUUGCUUAGUUUUAUACUUUUAUUUUUUUGGAGGUAGUCAAUCUUCGAAUGGAGUUUAGUCUAGGCUAGCCUGUGCUGCACAGGCUGUCAAAACUGAUAAGGCUUAGGGGCGGUUUACUUAUCCUGCUUUGUCGGGACGAGAUGUGAGGCGGAAUGAUUUUCGAUCAUGUAUUGAAAUAAGUUUAUGCAGUGAAAUCAGUAAAAGUGUAAAACUACAUCAUUUUUCUCGCGUGGUAGAUUUUAGUAUAGUGAAAACGAAAGGUUGUUCAAGACUUCAAGCAGCAAUAAUAAUCUUCUUGAAGCGCGAGAUAUUCUCGACAACAUUUGUGUUCUUUUACCGGCGCUUGAUAAAAACAUAAAGGAGGUCAAGAAGAAACGACGUUUUUGUCAAGACGAACGUCAGAUUGCCGAUGUCAGUUUGUGGCAAUCUUCAACAUAUAUGACAAAACAUAAAAUUUUUAUUAUUAAAGUUUUUAAUAAUAGGAGAGGACUCUUACUGGAUCAUAGAUAUAUGGCUUAAUUAAGCUCACUAGCUAUAGUCUGUGUAACUUUCGAUGAAGGUCUAACUGCAAGGUCAGACUGUUUGUUUCAUCAUACAGGAAGCUAGCAGUGCCAGUGGGCAGUAGAAAUUUGAUAUUACUGUAAAUAUCACAGGAAGUUAUUAAUUAUCAAAAAUGAUAAUUAAAAGUUCCUUUUCAUAACACAAGUAAACGGACGUUCAAAGUCCCAAAGACAUGAAAAGGAACACGUAUAGGCUAUUUUUAAGCACAAAUUGGGUCUGUCCUUCUGUUUAGUAACAUGGUACAACCACUCAACAAGCAUUUGACUUUGUACUUUGAAAUGUUUACACUGCUUCGACGCGCACUGAUCCAUUUAAAUGACGAUUAUUUUCCGACCUUCACACUAAAAUGGAAUGUGUCAUACAAGGCCGGUGAAAUGACAAUGUUUUUAAAAGCACUUAGAGAUUUGAGGAAAAUUCUGAAACGAUUAUGUAAAGACUAAAGUCCUUAUUAGUUCAUUCUUUGCCAACAGAAAGAGAUUAUUACUCAAUGCCUUAAGUCUGUUAAGAGUUAAGUAAGGCUGGUUUAAUUUACCCUAUCAAAGUUUCUUGUGAUCACAGACACAGUAUGAUAUUUGCAUGGGUAAAGUCUAAGUUUUGAAGGAUUUUAAUAUGAGAAAGGUUUGUGGAAACUGACUCGGUGUUUACCGUACACUAAGUCAGUUUCCACAAACAUUUCCUACAAAUUCUUCAAAACUUAGAAUUUUACUUAUUGUAAAAGGCUUUAGAUAUUGAAGCAUGUACAAUUUAAAGUUACGCAAAGUCAUUAUUUUUUUCUCCAUUUCAGUCUGAUGAGCUACUCAGCUUUCUUGAAGAUUACAAGCCAUGCAACCCAGACGAGUUCAUCAGCAUCAAACAAGAGCAAGAAGAUGUUCUCGUCGUCUGUGCAGGAGAGCCAGAAAUCUCUGAGCUCAAACAAGAACGACGAGAAACAAAACUUCCAGAAGAAAUGGGGAAAGACCCAAAAUGCUUGGAAUCCACCGGCGGAGAAUUUAUGACCACGGUUGAACUUGACAAAGCAAUUGAAAAUUACGCAGCUGGGCCAAGUAUGAAUGAGAGUAUGUGGUGGGAAGAGUCGUUCCCGGAAUUAUUUCCUACACUAGCGUGAGGACAGCACUGUAUACUAAAUUAUUAUUGGUGGAGAAUGAACGUUGUUUACUGAGACAGAAUUUCAUUGGCUGACAAGCUCUGAUGACGAAUUUCAUUGGUUACCAAGCUCAAACAAUUUCAUUGGUUGGUAACCUUUAAAAUAUGAAUUUCAUUGGUUGGCAAGAUAAGAGAGAACUUCCACGGUUGACAAGCUGAGAACUUGAAAAUUACUGCUAACCAAUCGCAGAAGACAUGUUCUUGAACUAAAUUAUUAUGCAAUGAAAUUGCUGUUGUACAAAGACCAGGAAAUAUAUGCAAGAUGCGAAUUAUGGAUCAAACAUGAUUGUAUAUAUGGUCAUCCCAUGACUGUAUCAAAUUGACUGUACACUAGUACAUUGUUCAGGUACUAAAUGCUGUUCUCCAAUUCAACCUGGUAUCACCAAGCAGAUCAGAAAACUUAUUUUUACUGCUUGAAUGGGUUGGACAAGAGAAUCCGUAGUUUGGUGCCUUUGGACACUUGAAAUAAUAGCACUACAUACAUUACACAAUCAAAUAUACAUAAAAAUUUUAAAAAGACGCAAUCCUGUAUCCUAGCAACUGAACUUGCAUCGAAUUGUUGUAAAUAAGAAUUAUUGGUGAUGCCACCAUCACCAUGGAGACACUAUGUAUGAUGUCAUUGUAGGUAAACUGUAAUUCCCUGCACCAUAUACCCACCCGAUGUGCAGGUUAUACUAGUGUAGGAAAUAAUUGUAAUGAAUUGUAGUAAUUUAAUAGAAAUACAUACUUGGCCUAGUUGU